Molecule: messenger RNA, 2322 nt
Organism: Penicillium nucicola
Lineage: Eukaryota; Fungi; Ascomycota; Eurotiomycetes; Eurotiales; Aspergillaceae
Exons: 5
Coding region: 1-2322 (773 amino acids)
Source: RefSeq, a predicted model, not a curated record
AUGAAGCUUUCUGUUGGAAGUAUCCUAGCGGCGACGCUUGCGUUGACAUACCCCGUUCAAGCUACGAAUGCUGUUUUGAAGGGCGGCCAUGCAGUUCGCGCAAAUGAGGCAGAUAUGUCUCAGGAAGAGACUGUCACCAAGCUUUUAUGGAUUCGUGAAGAUACCCAAUCCACUUCUACACCUUCUUCGUCUGUCUACCCUAGUUCCCGGGGAUCAUUGGCGUCCAGCCAGGGCCCAUCAGCCUCUCCCAGUGCAGGCAGUCAGGGCAGACAGUCAACUGAGUCUCUUGAGAGUCUAUCAAACUCGCCCAAGUCAUCAAAUACCCCCAAUUCCGGCUUCAGUUCAUCUGAUCACCCUACAAAUUCUGCGCCAGGGAAUCAAAGUCCAACAACGACCCCUUACAAUACUCCCAGUACCCAAGCUCAACCGGAAACUGCGAGCAAAAGUUCCAAGGAUCAGAGCCGUUCAGAGAGUACCAAGCGUACUUCAUCUGAGAUUUCAUCCUCCCAGGGUGCUGGAAAAUCAAACUCCGCGGAAGCUUCCAUGAGCCCAUCGGGAAGCCCCGAGGCAAUUAAAUCUAGUACUGGAACUUCCCAAGUCGGAAUUCAAUCAAAGUCCACUACGACUUCAAAGAAGCCCGAGCAGACACAGUCAUCAAGCCCAUCAGGAAGUCCUCAGUCGAGUCAAUCUAGUGCUGAAAGCUCCCAAGAGGAAACCGGUUCAAGUUCUCCUAAGUCGUCCAAUGCAUCUCAAAAGACAGAAUCGCCAAGUCAUUCGCGGACCCCAGAACCCACUCAAUCGGAAAUCACGAGCUCCCAAGAUGGAACUGAAUCACGCUCUGCUUCACCUUCAAGUACGCCCGAACAAACACGAUCCCCAACUGUUACUGAAUCCUCAUCGUCCAACCCUGAUUCAACGGUUGUAUCAUCUAUGGUACCUAUCACAACUGGCGGCCAUACCACAACCGAGGCUUUGCUCAUCCCUCAAACAACCAUUCAUAUCACCAAAGGUAAAGACACGAGUAGUGUCAUCUUUACAGCUACCUCCGUCACUACCUCGAAGGGCUCCAAGCCAACCCUUGCAUGGGGCUGUGCGAAAGCAUUAAGUAGUCUUUGCGGCGGAGCAACAAACUCCGGAGGGGGAGGUAGUGGUGGUUGUAUUGUCCCAAUACUGUGUCCAACGCUUAAGAACUGGGGUCUUGGUGGUGGCUGGGUUCCAUCUGGAAACCCUGCACCCGGGGGACCCAGUCCUCCUCCUUCAGCACCUAAAAGUCCUUCAGGCUCGGGAUCUGACGACCCCUCUGACGAUGAUCCUGAUGAUGAUACCACCACAGAUGAUAACAAGAAGACGACCACAACAGAUGAUAGUAAAACGACAACCACAACCGACGACAAAACCACCUCGACGAAGACCUCCACAUCUUCUACCUCGACUACCACAUCUGAAGCUGCGAUCAACCUUUGUUUCUCGUACGUUAUUUCAACUGUUUCUGAAUCAGAGAAAACUACCACGACUUCAUCAUCGACUUCGACUUCGACUUCAACAACCGAUGCAACAACCGGUGCAACAACCACGACAGAUAAAAAGGCCACAACUGAUAAAACGUCCGACACCAUCACCUCCACACCGACAACAUUCUCCACAACAACUAAGAAGGCUGAGACGUCCAUUUGUCGUCUAAGACAAGAACCAGGUAGCCCAGAAUCAUGCAUCUGCACAUCUGGAACGAUCGAGACAAUGCUCGUAACCCGAACCAAAGGCGAUGAAUGCGGGUACACCAAAAUCCCAGCCAACCCUACCACAACCGAGGAUGCGCCGUCAUUCGGUCCUACUACAUCCACAAUGACCCACGAUGUGCUAGUUAUCUGGCCAACUCAAAUAACAAGCCACCUGAAUGUCGAUCCAAAGUCCGUAUUGACGGAGACUUAUCCCGCCGGCAAGCCCACAACCAGCACCAAAACCGCCGACACACCAAAGCCGUCCGACUGGAGUCCUAAGGGCUCCAGCAUCUGUGGAACUGGCAUUGGUGGUGAUAUGAAGAGCUGGUGUGAGAAGGCUUACGACAAAUACGACGAUGAUGACGUCUACAUCGGUCACACCAAGAGACAUUAUAAAAAUUCCGUUGGAUAUGGCUGUAUCGCUGAGUACAAGUGUGACUCAGAUGAUGAUUACAUCAAUUUGAACGGAAAGCAGCUCAAGACAUUAUUCGCCGAUCUCUAUGACGACCAUGGCAUCAAGCGAUGUGGAUCGGCCAAGAUAUCCAACAGCUGUAAGGUCAUCGCUAACUAUUGCAACAACAGUGGUUGCAGCGAUACAGGCUAA